This is a messenger RNA of Jaculus jaculus (lesser Egyptian jerboa), 1904 nucleotides long. RefSeq names its product ankyrin repeat and BTB domain containing 1 (gene Abtb1). The record is from RefSeq and is a predicted model, not a curated record. Lineage: Eukaryota; Metazoa; Chordata; Mammalia; Rodentia; Dipodidae. Bases 93 to 1529 code for a protein of 478 amino acids. The transcript has 12 exons. Gene Ontology annotation, molecular function: protein binding. Gene Ontology annotation, cellular component: ubiquitin ligase complex; cytoplasm.
CCGGGAGGGGCGGGGCGGUAGCGUGUUUACAUCCGGCCGGGCUGGGAAUCGUUGUCCCGGGUCGCUCGGCCCGGGUCCGAACCUCAUUUGCCAUGGACACCAGCGACUUAUUUGCCAGCUGCAGGAAGGGGGACGUCGGCCGCGUGCGGUACUUGUUGGAGCAGCGAGACGUGGAGGUGAAUGUGCGGGACAAGUGGGACAGCACCCCUUUGUACUAUGCCUGCCUCUGUGGACACGAGGAGUUGGUACUCUACCUGCUGGCCAAUGGAGCCCGCUGUGAGGCCAAUACUUUCGAUGGCGAGCGCUGCCUGUACGGGGCACUGAGCGACCCUAUCCGCCGGGCGCUGCGGGAGUAUAAGCAGGUCACCGCGUCCUGCCGGAGGCGGGAUUACUACGAUGACUUCCUGCAGCGGCUUCUGGAGCAGGGCAUCCACAGCGACGUAGUCUUCGUGGUACACGGAAAGCCAUUCCGGGCCCAUCGCUGUGUACUGGGUGUUCGCAGUGCCUACUUUGCCAACAUGCUGGAUACCAAGUGGAAGGACAAGAGUGUCGUGGUCCUCAGGCACCCCCUAAUCAACCCUGUGGCCUUCGGGGCUCUGCUGCAGUACUUGUACACAGGGCGCCUGGACAUUGGCGUGGAGCAUGUCAGUGACUGUGAGCGGCUGGCUAAGCAGUGCCAGCUAUGGGACCUGCUCAGCGACCUGGAAGCCAAGUGUGAGAAGGUGUCUGAGUUUGUGGCUUCCAAGCCUGGCACAUGUGUGAAGGUGCUGACCAUUGAGCCCCCUCCAUCUGAUCCCCGGCUCCGGGAGGAUAUGGCACUGCUGGCCGACUGUGCCCUGCCGCCUGAGCUGCAGGGUGACCUUGGAGAGCUGCCUUUUCCCUGUCCUGAUGGUUUCAACAGCUGCCCUGAUGUCUGCUUCCAAGUAGCCAGCUGCAGCUUCCUCUGCCACAAGGCCUUCUUCUGCGGUCGCAGUGACUACUUCCGGGCCCUGCUGGAUGACCACUUCCAGGAGAGUGAGGAGCCUGUGGCCUCGGGUGGUCCUCCAGUAGUCACCCUGCAUGGCAUCUCACCGGACAUCUUCACCCAUGUGCUGUACUAUGUGUACAGCGACCACACUGAGUUGUCACCUGAGGUGGCCUACGAUGUGCUGAGUGUGGCUGACAUGUACCUGUUGCCAGGCCUGAAGAGGCUUUGCGGCCGCAGCCUGGCCCAGCUGCUAGAGGAAGACAGUGUAGUUGGCGUGUGGCGCGUGGCCAAGCUGUUCCGCCUAGCCCGACUCGAGGACCAGUGCACUGAGUACAUGGCCAAAGUCAUUGAGAAGCUGGUGGAGCGGGAGGACUUCGUGGAGGCAGUGAGGGAGGAGGCAGCGGCUGUGGCGGCCCGGCAGGAGACAGACUCAAUCCCGCUAGUGGAUGACAUCCGCUUCCACGUGGCCAGCACAGUCCAGACCUACAGCGCCAUUGAGGAGGCACAGCAACGGCUGCGGGUGCUGGAAGACCUGCUUGUGUCCAUCGGCUUGGACUGUUGAGUCUUUGCUAUUGUGUGGCAGCCCCAAGGCUGGGGGCACGCAUGUGUGGAGUGCACAUGCAGGGACCCUUGCUCUGGAACAUGGCGUGUGGAGGGCUUAACAGUUUUCUCCCUCCGUGGGCCCGAGGACCUUGCAGGGUGUCCUUGGGAUGAGCCUCCUCCCGCAGUGCACAAGGUAGCCCUAAGACUGUGGGGCCAGUACCUCUCAGGGAAAGCUGGGGUGAGGUCAGCUCCGGGUUCGCCCACUCCCACAGAACCCCACCUGCUCCUUCUGGCCCUGGCCCAGCCCUGGCUUGCUCUGGCUGCGUUCACUACAGGGCUGGGCAGGAAGGGCAGAGAGUCUGUGUGUGUGGUAAUAAAGCUUCGAUUCACUGUG